This is a messenger RNA of Protopterus annectens (West African lungfish), 1048 nucleotides long. RefSeq names its product peptidylprolyl isomerase like 3 (gene PPIL3). Gene Ontology annotation, cellular component: catalytic step 2 spliceosome. Gene Ontology annotation, biological process: protein peptidyl-prolyl isomerization. The record is from RefSeq and is a predicted model, not a curated record. Gene Ontology annotation, molecular function: peptidyl-prolyl cis-trans isomerase activity. The transcript has 8 exons. Bases 254 to 739 code for a protein of 161 amino acids. NCBI's taxonomy places the organism in Eukaryota, Metazoa, Chordata, Ceratodontiformes, Protopteridae.
AUGGCAUUACCGGUUGCACGCCGGAGUGUGAAUAGUCCUGGAUACGUACUUGCUCGCUUCUUUGCGGAGGAAAGGCGGUAACUGAAGUAGUUUCUGGGAUUGGUUAUGCUAAUCCUGAAAUAGUGGUGAAUAGGCAAGCUCGUGCUGAUCAUAUGGAGAGACUGAGGGAAACGGUGGAAUAUAUGCAGCACAAGAGAAGAAUCGCACGGUGCUGUACUGAAGAAAGAAGAAUUGUAUGAUGUAUGAGUAAAAUAUGGCUGUGACACUGCAUACUGACUUGGGGGAAAUUAAAAUAGAACUUUUCUGUGAAAGAGCACCAAAGGCAUGUGAGAAUUUUCUAGCCCUUUGUGCCAGUGACUACUACAAUGGUUGUGUAUUCCUCAGAAACAUCAAGGGAUUCAUUGUGCAGACAGGGGAUCCAUCAGGCACUGGAAAGGGAGGAAACAGUAUAUGGAACCGAAAGUUUGAAGAUGAAUUUAGCGAGCAUUUAAAGCAUAGUGUCCGAGGGAUUGUUUCUAUGGCAAAUAAUGGUCCCAAUACAAACUCAUCACAGUUUUUUAUUACAUAUGGAAAGCAACCUCAUCUCGAUAUGAAGUACACGAUCUUUGGAAAAGUAAUUGAUGGCUUUGAAACACUGGAUGAACUAGAAAAGUUACCUGUUAAUGAAAAGACAUUUAGACCACUUACUGAUGUGCGCAUUAAAGAUGUUGCUAUUCAUGCCAACCCUUUUGCACCUUAAUCGAACUGAUGUUCACUGUGUUAAUGAAAUAUGAAAUGUUUACCAAAGAAUAAGUGAACAUUUGCGUUUCCGAAGACUUUAUCAAAGAAACCUGGUAACUCAGCAUAAUGUAUUUAUAUUUGUACAAGCCCUUUAUCUUAAAUAUUAGUCACAAAACUUCAAGUGUGAAUAGCUCUGAAGGUGUUAACUUUAUUUUGUUAUCAGAUUAGCAUAUCUGCUGCCGUAGGUAUAUAGUGAAUGUUACAAUGUGUCCACUUUAUAGCUUUUGAAUAAAAACAUGUUUAUCAAAACAAAACAAGUUCUUUUUAA